Cuscuta epithymum is the source of this 530-nucleotide messenger RNA. NCBI's taxonomy places the organism in Eukaryota, Viridiplantae, Streptophyta, Magnoliopsida, Solanales, Convolvulaceae. The record is from the annotation of a GenBank genome assembly.
CAACAAUCGAAUUGAUAUUUCUUUUGUGAUAAUCAUGAGUACCGUGGAAGAGAUGACAUCCAAGUUCAACAAAUUGGACAAGUUUCAAGGGAACGAUUUCCGUAGAUGGCAGAAGAAGAUGCACUUUCUUCUCACCACGUUGAAGGUUGUGUACGUGUUGAGCACUCCCAUGCCGGAGGUGAUGGAAGAUGAAACCUUGGAACAAACUAGGAGGCGCAACAAGUGGGAGAACGAUGACUACAUAUGUAGAGGCCACAUCCUUAACGGUAUGUCCGAUGCGUUAUUUGAUAUUUACCAAAACGUUGAGAGUGCGAAGGAAUUGUGGAAUUCUCUUGAGUCAAAAUACAUCGCCGAGGAUGCUUCUAGUAAGAAGUUUUUGGUGAGUGAUUUUAAUAAUUAUAAAAUGGUUGACUCAAGGCCGGUUAUGGAACAAUACAAUGAACUCCUUCGUGUUCUUGGUCAAUUUAAACUCCACAAGAUAGGUGUUGAUGAGUCCUAUGCCGUGUCGAGUAUAAUUGACAAACUUCCAC